This is a messenger RNA of Cannabis sativa, 561 nucleotides long. RefSeq lists its product as uncharacterized. NCBI's taxonomy places the organism in Eukaryota, Viridiplantae, Streptophyta, Magnoliopsida, Rosales, Cannabaceae. The record is from RefSeq and is a predicted model, not a curated record.
AUGCUAGAGGCAAAAUUACCAGGUUCUAACUUGAAGGCAUCGCCUCAUAUUGAAUCACGUAUUAAGACUUUGAAGGGAAAUUAUUCUUGUUUAGCAGAAUUAUUAUUAUUAAGUGGUUUCAAUUGGGAUGAAGUACAUAGUACGUUAGUGUGUGAGAAAAGUGUAUUUGAUGAGUAUGUGAAGAAAUGAAAAGAUGCAAGUGGUGGAAAAUCAUUCCCUUACUACCACAAGCUAGCAGAAAUAUAUGGACGAGAUCGUGCUACUGGGGCAAAUGCUUGUAAUGCAGAUGAUGAUGAAGAAGAAAUACGCCAUGAUGAUGCAACUGGUGUGGAAUUUGGAGUUGAUGAUAACAUAAAUGAUGGUGGAGAUGAUGAAGAAAUAGAUGAGUUUGAUGGUAUCUCAAAUACUCAACAACCAACUAAUAUGCGUCGACAUAAAUCUACUGAGAGUACUACCAAUAAUCAAAAGUCUGGUAAGAAUAAAAAAUCUAAGGUUAUCGAUAGUAUCUCUACAAAUAUUGCUGCAUUGGCAGAAUCUGUAUCUGAAAUUGUCCCUAAAUAA